AAUUGUUUAUAAUGAAUAAUGCUAAUUAAUUAACAUAAGGAUUAAUAUACUAAUUGAGGAAGAAGAUUCCAGAAUCGAAAUUAACAUCGUUUAUUCAGUAACAAUCAGAAGGGGAUGUUCUUGUUAAUUAUCAAACUUACUCCACAGGACAAAUUUCUCUGAUAAGGACACGACAAAAAAUCGUUGAUGCGUAAUUUUGCGAGAGAAUUGAAACGUGAAUAUAAGCAAUAUUCUUUUUCCUUUCAAAUUUAUCAUAAAGUGAUUUAACGAGGCACUCCACCGAGAAAAAAUAAAAUCGUCGAGCGAAUCACGAGAUCGCAAUGAGUUAAAAGAGAAAGAGAUAAUGACUAUGAAAUGGAGAAAUCGUCAUUUUCGGAGCGAGAGAGAAAAAGGCCAACCUUCAACCCAUGGAACGACGCGCAGAUUUUAACACACGUCAAUUCAAACGUCGAUCGUACAUCUGAUCUCGCUCAUAUGAGACUAUUUGAUGCGUCCACGAUGCCGUCGCGGAUCUACAAUCGCAAUCCCAGGGAUGUCGGGAGUCAGAAUUAUUAUAAUACCGCUGAUAGAACGCUGCCUGAUUAUCUGAAAGACAGCACCGUCACCCCGUCGUACUCCAUCAACACCGUGCACUUGCAAAAUCCUUACAAGCCACCCCAACGACUGGAGGGAUUCGACACGACCUACGAUCACACGAAGGAUAUGUAUCGCUCGCAAGAUUUCACCUUAAGAUCGAGAUACAAUAAUUUGUUCCCUAAAAACGACUUGAGUAUGAAGUCGUUGGGGAUGAAUAAAAGUAGCGAUCGAGAGAAUGAGAAAGCUGAAAGAUCGAAGAUCGGGAAAAAGCAUAAAAAAUUGGCAAAAAUAGGCGAUAUUGCCAAGGAAUAUUGUUCGAAUAGCAGUCUCCACGGUUUGCGUUACGUUGGUAACUCGGAUUUAUCCACUGUAGAAAGAGUAUUUUGGAUGAUCACGUUCACCUCCGCGCUGACAGUGGCGAUAUAUUAUAUUUGUUAUCUUUAUCAGAAAUGGAACGGAGCUCCCAUCAUUAUUGCUUUGAGCCCCGAGCCCGUUCCUCUCAAUGAAUUUCCGUUUCCCUCCGUAACUAUAUGUAAUAUGAAUAAAGUCAAGAAGUCUGAGGCAAAACGGAUCGAGCGCGGAUCUGAUGAUUUGGAAAAAUUAUUGAUGGAUGACAUUUGCAAUUCGGAAAAUAAUAUAACUUAUGACGAUCAUCAGACUAUAGAUUUUAAUAAGAUGCUGCGAUUUAUGAUCAACGUAUCCCAGCCAUGCACAGACAUGCUAUAUUAUUGUCUUUGGCACGGGAAUCAGACUGAAUGUGAGAGAAUUUUUAAUCCUACUAUGACCGACGAGGGUAUUUGUUGCAAUUUCAAUUCGGUGAACAAGAAACAUCUCUUCUAUAAUGCACUCGAAUGGCCCGAUCUGAAUAUUUCGUAUCCAUCUGAAAGUGUAGAUUGGAAUGCUGAAAGGGGAUACAAUGCGAGUAUGCCAUCGGAUGUUAUACCAUGGAGACCAUAUGGUGCUGGAUUGCUUUACGGUUUGACUUUGGUUCUUGAUGUUGAUAUGGAUGAAUAUUACUGUUCAACAACUGCUGGUGCAGGCUUCAAAAUGCUGCUCCACAAUCCUGUGGAGACACCAAAAGUCGCCGACUUCUCGUUCUCGAUCACACCGGGUGAAGAGACUCGGGUGAUCAUAAGGCCACGGAUAUCAACUGCUAAUCCAUCGAUAAUCUCCAUACCGCAGAGGAAGCGGAAGUGCUUCUUCACAUCCGAGAGAAAGCUACGUUAUUAUCGAACGUAUACACAGAGGAACUGUAUUUUGGAGUGUGAGGCGAAUUUCACGCAACAGCUUUGCGAGUGCGUGCAGCACUACAUGCCAAAAUCGUCAAACACACCGAUCUGCGGUAAAAAAGAUGAUCCAUGCGCCAAACGUGCCAGACGAGCCAUGGAAGUCAAGCUUUACGAUGAGGAUUUAACGAAUUCCAAUGUUACAAAAAUACCAAGCUGCAAUUGUUGGCCAGGAUGCUUCGAGAUCAAUUACAGGAUUGAACUCUCACAGAAUAAACUGAUACCGACUUUCCAAACUGCUAAACGAUACGUGAAGAAGAACAUGAAUUAUUUCACGGAAAAUAUGGCAGUAGUUCAUCUGUUCUUCGUAGAUUCCCAAUUCACGAAACACAUAAAGAAUGAGCUCUUUGGAUUCACCGAAUUUCUGUGUAGGUAUCCGACUUUUACAACUAUUGAAAUUAAUUAUUAUUGAAAAAGGGAGAAAAAAGAGAAAUAUGAAUGCAAUUUACAGCGAGUACAGGAGGCUUACUGGGCCUCUUCAUGGGCUUCAGUUUUCUAUCAUUCAUAGAAUUAUUGUACUUCUGGACUAUGCGGCUGUGGUGCCGCAUAAUCAAUCAUCAUCGGGCAAUGCAGAGAUCCACUGUGCAGACACAUCCAGACGAUAGCAAGAAAAUGAUCUAUCCGUUCACAAACUGAAUUAAAUGCAGAUAUUAUGUAAAUAGUGACUUAUCGAGAAAAAUAUCAUUUGCAGAUGCAUUGGAUGUAUUAUUUUUAAUAAAUUAGAAUAUUGAUCAAUCCAGUCAUCAGAAUAUAGUUAUUCAUUUCAAUGGAAAACAUCAAGUUUCUUAAUUUCGCACCAACAGUUGCUCAAAUUAGUAAUUUGGAAGUUACCUCGAAUUAAUUACUUUCAAAUAAAUAAAUCAACUUCUGAAAAAAGAAAUACUGUAAAGUAUCAUCCUUCUAUCCUUAAUUUCUAUUUCUUAUCUAACAUACAAAACAUCUUUCGUACGUUACGUCAGAAUGACUGGAAUUGUAUCGACAAUUAUGAUAAUGAUCGACUGUCAGAACUUUCAAGGUUUCAUAGCGGAGAAACGCGCCUUAUACAUAACGACAGUCGCGUUUUCAUCGUCACGAGUGACCGGAGUAGCGAAUAGGGAUCAUGUUCGCGUGUCUGUGACACGGAAAUUUCAUUUCGGUACCACGCCGGCGUCAACAGCGGAUUAAUGGAUCGCGAGAUGGUGUGACAUACAUUUCAUUGACGAGGCCGAAUCUCGUCGUUGAUUUGCAAUCACGGUUAUCACUGUCAAUUCGGCCAAAGUAUCGCGAGGUCAAACCAGGAUCUAAGAAAUAACACGCAACAGAGAAGGAGAGGGGAGGAGGGGGGAGAGAGAGACUUCUUAUCAUGAAAUCUCCAAUUUGC
This is a messenger RNA of Pogonomyrmex barbatus (red harvester ant), 3222 nucleotides long. RefSeq names its product pickpocket protein 28. NCBI's taxonomy places the organism in Eukaryota, Metazoa, Arthropoda, Insecta, Hymenoptera, Formicidae. Gene Ontology annotation, cellular component: plasma membrane. Gene Ontology annotation, biological process: sodium ion transmembrane transport. The record is from RefSeq and is a predicted model, not a curated record. Gene Ontology annotation, molecular function: ligand-gated sodium channel activity.